GCCAAAAUUAACUCCCUCAAAUACACACCGUCAGAAGGGGGCUCUAGAAAAAGAAGUUGUGAGCUGUGAGUUGCAUUGUGAGCUGACAUACAGGGGGAGUGUAUGAAGACUGCCCAUGCUUACCAAAGAAGACAGCACAUAGGAGAUGAGGACUUAGAAAAGGUUUUGGGGAGUGUGUUUAGUGCUCGUGUGGUGGUGGAGCCAUGGGGGACUGGAAUUCGCUGGGGAAGCUGCUGGAGAGUGCCCAGGAGCACAGCACGGUGGUGGGCAAGGUCUGGCUCACCGUCCUCUUCAUCUUCCGCAUCCUGGUGCUAGGCGCAGCCGCCGAGAAGGUGUGGGGCGACGAGCAGUCGGGCUUCACCUGCGACACCAAGCAGCCCGGUUGCCAGAACGUCUGCUACGACAAGACCUUCCCCAUCUCGCACAUCCGCUUCUGGGUGCUGCAGAUCAUCUUCGUGUCCACGCCCACGCUCAUCUACCUGGGCCACAUCCUGCACCUGGUGCGCAUGGAGGAGAAGCAGAAGCAGCGGGAGAAGGAUCUGGCCGACCAGCUGGAGGAGGCGCAGCUGACCGCCGCUGCCGCCGCCCACGCCAGCGGCGACAAGCAACAGCUGCUGCUCCUGGCGCCUGACGCUGCCGUCGCCAUCGCCAAGGGCCGCAAGGCGCCAGUGCGCGACGAGCAGGGCCGCAUCCGCCUACAGGGGGUGCUGCUGCGCACCUACGUCUUCAACAUCAUCUUCAAGACGCUGUUCGAGGUGGGCUUCAUCGUGGCGCAGUACUUCCUUUACGGCUUCGAUCUCAAGCCGCUGUACACGUGCAACCGGCCACCGUGUCCCAACGUGGUCAACUGCUACAUCUCGCGCCCCACCGAGAAGACCAUCUUCAUCCUAUUCAUGCUGGUGGUGGCGUGCAUCUCGCUGCUGCUCAACCUGGUGGAGAUGUAUCACCUGGGCUUCACCAAGUGCCGCCAAGGCCUGAAAUACCGACGCACGCAGUCAGUUCUGACCGGUGGCAGCGGAGGGAACAAGCCGCCCAGCAACACGACGGAGGCAGUGGUGCCCUUCGCCGUGCCCAGCUACAGCUACUACCCGCAGCCAGCCACGGCGCCCGAGCCCUACACCUCCGAGUCCCACUACGGCAUGACGGAGCCGGACUCGGCCUUCCAGCCCUACAGCAGCAAGGUGGCCUACAAGCAGAACAGGGACAACCUGGCGGUGGAGCGCAGCGGCAGCACCAAGCCUGACACCGCAGAGAUGAAGCCCAAGAGGAGCUCCAGCUCGGCCCCGGGCUCGCCCAUGCAGAACCAGCGUCGGCCCAGCCGCUCCAGUCGCCACAGCAACAACAAAACACGGCUGGAUGACCUCAAGAUCUGAUACGGGGGGCAAAAGGAAACUGGAAUAGUGGGUAGCUGCCUAAUGGUGGGCUUGGCACAUACAAAGAGCCUUUACCUUAAUGAGAAAAUAACAGCAAAGAGUGUUACAGCCUGUGGAUAGUUUAUCCUGAACAUUAAAGAUUUACUUGAAAACUGAGUCAGAACAAUGAAAUCUUUGUCAGAAGUUGUCUGGCAGUGAGAGGACAGGCUCUUGUUCUGUUUCACUUCUGAUGUUCUGAUGUACAGAUUUUACAUUUGUUUUCCUAUUUGGGCAUUUGUUAUGGGAAUGUGAGUAAAGCUGUGCUGUCUAGGGAUUUGCUAUUACAUUACAUUACAUUACAUUUUGAUACUUUUAGGUGGAUCUUAACAAAGAAGUAGAAUGAGAGAUCCUAACAUUAGUGAAAGUAUAUUGAAGGUUUGGACAGAUACUUUCGAUAUUGAAUGCUUUGCGUUAUUUUUCUUGCCUAAGUGGUUAUGGGUACACGCACAUGCACACACACACACACACACACACACACACACACAGAUGUGCACGUAUAGACAUGUUGAGUUGCAUAAAUGUAUGUAUAGGGUGCACACCAAGGCCCAAUAAAUUUUGGCACAUGGCAUACCAGGACAGACAUCAAGUUUCCUGCAACAGAUCAUAUUACUGUGCCAUGCAAUAGCACAUUGUGGGAGGUUUGUCAGUAAAUAGAUUUAGUAUAUGAAUUUGAGAGGUUGACUGAAUGCCUUGAGCAUUUGAGUUUUUAAACACGCUGUGCACACACUGUCUUUAUUAUUAGGAUGGGGGCGUUCAUGUUCUUUCUUUUUACACCGGUCCAAUUGAAAUGAGACAUUGUGGAUGUGACUUAAAAUGGCAGCUGAUUGAUGGUUGUCAGAGAAAUAAAAUGAGUUUACUGUGAAUGAAAGA
Molecule: messenger RNA, 2282 nt
Organism: Alosa alosa (allis shad)
Lineage: Eukaryota; Metazoa; Chordata; Actinopteri; Clupeiformes; Clupeidae
Gene: gja2
Product: gap junction protein, alpha 2
Exons: 4
Coding region: 204-1373 (389 amino acids)
Biological process (GO): cell communication
Cellular component (GO): connexin complex
Source: RefSeq, a predicted model, not a curated record